Molecule: messenger RNA, 1377 nt
Organism: Phoenix dactylifera (date palm)
Lineage: Eukaryota; Viridiplantae; Streptophyta; Magnoliopsida; Arecales; Arecaceae
Product: mitogen-activated protein kinase kinase 1-like
Biological process (GO): protein phosphorylation; MAPK cascade
Molecular function (GO): MAP kinase kinase activity; ATP binding
Source: RefSeq, a predicted model, not a curated record
CCAUCGAAAGGUCGCGUUUUCUUUAGUUAUUUAUUUGUAAAAAUUUCUCCUCUCCUUUCUCCUCUCUCGAUAAAACCAUUGAAACCCUAGCCCGGAUUCGCCAUCUCGACACCCUAGACCAUGAAGGGCUCGAAGCCGUUGAAGCAGCUCAAGGUCGCCGUGCCGGCCCAAGAAACACCCGUCGACAAGUUCUUGACAGCAAGCGGGACAUUCACGGACGGUGAUCUGCGACUGAAUCAGAGAGGAUUGCGGUUGAUCUCUGAGGAAACUGAGAGUCGUCUGCAGCAACCAGAUGUUAAGGAGGAGGAUAUGCAGGUCUCAUUGGAAGACCUAGAGACCAUCAAAGUUAUUGGGAAGGGGAGUGGAGGUGUUGUUCAGCUUGCACGGCACAAAUGGUUGGGGACUCUCUAUGCCCUAAAGGGCAUUCAGAUGAAUAUUCAAGAGACAGUUCGUAAACAAAUAGUGCAAGAGCUUAAAAUAAAUCAAGCGUCACAAUGCCCGCAUGUUGUUGUUUGCUACCAUUCAUUCUACCAUAAUGGCAUAAUUUUUCUUGUCUUGGAAUACAUGGAUCGGGGAUCUCUGGCUGAUAUAAUUAAACAAGUGAAAACAAUUCUUGAGCCAUAUCUUGCAAUUGUUUGCAAACAGGUUUUGAAGGGUUUAGUAUAUCUGCACCAUGAAAGACAUGUAAUUCACAGGGACAUAAAGCCAUCAAACUUGUUAGUAAAUCACAGAGGUGAGGUAAAGAUAACUGACUUUGGAGUGAGUGCAGUGCUUGCUAACUCCAUGGGUCAACGUGAUACAUUUGUAGGCACCUACAAUUAUAUGUCGCCUGAGCGGAUCAGUGGAAGCUCAUAUGAUUAUAAGAGUGACAUAUGGAGUUUGGGCUUGGUAAUACUUGAGUGUGCUAUAGGCCGCUUUCCUUAUAUACCAUCUGAACAAGAAGAAGGUUGCCUGAGCUUUUAUGAACUUUUGGAGGCUAUUGUGGAUCAGCCACCACCUUCUGCCCCAUCAGAUCAAUUUUCUCCAGAGUUUUGUUCAUUUAUAUCAGCAUGCGUGCAGAAGGAUCCUCGGGAAAGAAUGUCAUCUUUGGAGCUCCUGAGUCAUCCCUUUAUCAAAAAAUUUGAGGAUAAAGACAUCGAUCUGGCAAUUCUUGUUGGUAGCGUAGAUCCUCCUGUAAAUAUAUCUGGUGAUGUGUAAGUAUAUGAUGGUUUCUACAUACACCAUUAAAUAAUGUAAGAUAACAAUCUGAGGUAAAGAUGCUGCAAGUUCACUUUGCCCUCCCGCUUCUCUCUGGUUUGCUGCUGCUGUUGUUCAAGUCAUGUACAUACUCAACUCCUUGAGUUUUACGUAAGCAUACCUUGGAGUGCAUAAAAUGUA